Pantherophis guttatus is the source of this 7086-nucleotide messenger RNA. Its product is annotated as protocadherin-10-like. The record is from RefSeq and is a predicted model, not a curated record. NCBI's taxonomy places the organism in Eukaryota, Metazoa, Chordata, Lepidosauria, Squamata, Colubridae. Gene Ontology annotation, molecular function: calcium ion binding. Gene Ontology annotation, cellular component: plasma membrane. Gene Ontology annotation, biological process: homophilic cell-cell adhesion.
GCAUGGCUGACUUUUCAAACAAAAGAUCCACAAGAUUUUUGUGCAGCAUAGAUACUAAAACCAGAGGAAACAAAAUGAAAUCCUCAAGGGACCAAUUCCAAUGAUAAUGUUUUGUGAAUUAAAACAACAUCCCUCAGCAAAGGUCUGAAAUGUAUCCUUCAAAUAGGUCUGGAGCCAUUCCAUUACAGAACUCACAUCCUAAUACAGAGAAAUGGUUUGCAAGGAUAUGAUGUUGGAAGAUAGACAUUGGGAGAUUAAGAGAAAUCAUGGCUGAAUCACGGAAACAGGUUCCAACUAUGAUUUGAUUGUACUUUCAACUGGAAACUAAUGAAGAUCUAUUGUUUGAAUCCUUAUAGUCAUUUGUGUGCUAUAGUACCAAAAAUCAUUAUAUCUAUAAUUAGUAUAUUUUUCAGAUGGGCCCCAGUAAAAUCAUGAGAAUCCAUGAGCAUACAGCAGGCUCCAGGCCUUUCUAUUUAUUUAAUUUGUUUGUUGUCUGCCUUCCAAAGAUUCUAGGCAACUUGCAAGUAAAAAUACUGAGGGAAAAAAGCCUACACAAUUGUAGGAGGGGAUCACUAAUCCUUACCAAAGUCCUGGAAGAAGAGUCAGUUCUUCAAGCUCCUUCAAAACAUCAGUAGAGUGGGCAUCUGGCUCUUCAGGGAAUCUCAUUCCAGAAGAUAGGUGCUGCUAUAGAAAAGACUUCCAAGUUCCCAACAGAUGUCAUUGUUUAAACAAAGGAACCUAGAGUAUACCGUGUACCAGUCCUCCUAGAUUGAAUCAGUUAUGCAGAUGAGAGAGGUUAAUGUUUUAUGGUAUGAAUAGUGCCAUAAAUACUUGGAUAUAUAAUUAUUGUGAUUCAAUCUGUGCAUAUCUAUUCUUUGUCAGUAAUUUCAGCAAGAUCAGAGAUAAAAACUGCGAGGAUUUUUGGUAAUCCAUAUUUAAAUCCUUAUUUUUCCUUCACUAUGGUUCCAGUGAAUAUAAUAGUAGUAUUCUGCAUGAAAGAUUUGCCAUUUUCAGGUGGACCCCGUGUAAGAAUCAUGAGAGGAUCCAAGCUGUUUCUCCUUGUCAGCAUCAAGAGAUACAUUCAUUGCCUAUCUAUUUUUUCUACUGGAAAGUUGAGUCUUUGUGGUAUAAGAAUAAAAACAGUCUCCAUAUGACUGUAUUCACAGGACAUGCUUAAUCAGAUCAGGUAAAGAUUAAGCAGAUGCAUUCACACAUUACUUUGAUCUUUGGAUCUUACUGUCUUGCAUGAACACAGCUUGUGAAUCCAACAGGCUUAAUCCGGUUCCUGAAUGUGUACAACACAAUCUCUCCACACCUCUAUCCUCACUCUACUUACAAAACUGGGUUAAGCCUGUUGCAUGACAUCUCUCUCUCUCUCUCUCUCUCCCCUCUGCCCCCAGUCUUGCUCUCCUUACUUCUUCACCACAUCUUCCUCUGCCCACCGAGGGGUUAAUCGUUCUGCCACUCGUCGUCUCAGCAGUUGGGGCUCUGGCUCGUGGGCGCUGUCCACCAAUACGGUGCUGAAAUGGCAAGCGGGUCCUCCUUUGCUGGCUCGCUCUGCCAACCGAAAGUAGUUGGAAGUCUAAGUCAAUCGAUGAUGAAGACGCGCAAGGGAAGGAGCGGAGGCUGCAGCUGAGGCGGAGCCAGAGCCAGUGCUCUGUCGCGUCCCUUCUGAGCCCGCCGAUGUCUCUUCUCGAUCGAGGCAGCGGGACUUCCCGCUGGGACUGGGAAUAUUGUACGGGGAAACUAAGGCUCUCCCAGAGCUUGUCGAGCUGCGCUCCGAGUUGGGGAAGACUCGAGGUGUUGCUCCUGCUAAGUUCCUGCUUGGCUUUGGCUCCGGCUCCGGCUCCGGCUCCGGCUCCGGCUCCAGCAGCUGGCCAGCUACGCUACUCGGUACCCGAAGAACUGGACCACGGAGCCUUUGUGGCCAACAUCGCGGAAGACUUAGGUCUGGAUGUAUCCGAAUUAUCAGCCAGGCGGUUUCGUAUUGUGUCCCGGGCGGGGAGUAAGCAAUACCUGGAGGUGAAUCUGGAAAAUGGGAUCCUCUUUGUUAACGAGAAAAUAGAUCGGGAAGAGGUGUGCGAGGGCAGCAAGGCCUGCCUCCUGCACCUGCAGCUGGUCAUCGAGAGUCCCCUUGAGCUUUAUCGCAUCGAAGUGGAGGUGCUAGACAUCAACGACAAUGCACCCCGCUUCCCUUGGCAAGAAUGUGUGCUGGAAGUGACAGAAUCAGCACUACCUGGGGCUCGCUUUCCCCUGGAGAGUGCACAGGAUCCAGACGUGGGCACAAACUCCCUGCGUACUUACAGACUCAGCCCUAAUGGUUAUUUCUCGCUGGAGGUGCAGACUCGCAGUGACGGCAGCAAGUUUGCAGAGCUGGUGCUGGAGAGGAGUCUGGACCGAGAGCAACAGCGUAGCCACCGGGUCCUGCUCACGGCUUUGGAUGGUGGUAUCCCCGAGCGCUCGGGCACAGCUAGAGUUGUGAUCAUGGUGUUGGAUGCCAACGACAAUGUGCCAAUCUUUGAUCAGUCUACUUACAGUGUAAGCCUGCCGGAGAAUGCUCCUAAAGGGACUCUGGCUAUCAAGCUUAAUGCUACUGAUUUGGAUGAGGGAACCAAUGGCGAAAUUGAGUAUUCAUUCAGCGGGCACGCUCCACUAGGUGUGCGGGAGCUUUUCAGUGUGGAGCCCCACACUGGGCAGGUGCGCCUAAAAGGCCAAUUGGACUACGAGCGAGCUGAUCUUCAUGAGCUAUAUGUGCAGGCCAAGGACCGGGGCCCCUCUGCAGUUGCCAUUCACUGUCGGAUAUUGGUGCACCUCCUGGACGUCAAUGAUAACGCACCGGAGGUGACCCUCACUUCGGUCUCCACACCAGUUUUGGAGGACGCACCUCCCGGUACUGUCAUAGCUGUAAUCAGCGUGCUGGAUAGAGAUUCCGGAGAUAACGGCAAGGUGAGCUGCGAAAUCCCGACUGAUAUACCCUUUCAGCUUCAGUCGUCUUUUCACAACUAUUAUGCACUAGUAACUACUGCACCACUCGACCGUGAGACUGUGGCCGAAUAUAAUGUCAGUAUCACUGCCCAAGAUCUGGGGUCUCCAGCGCUGGCUACCAAGAAGACCCUGACAGUCCAGGUGUCUGAUAUCAACGACAACGCGCCCCGCUUCCUGCAACCCUCUUACAGCGUCUACGUGACUGAGAACAACGCUCCUGGGGCGUCGAUCUGCUCCGUCAGUGCGCUGGACCCAGAUUGCCAACAGAACGCUUACUUGUCCUACUCCAUCGCAGACGGCCAGAUCCAGGGCAUGCCAGUGGCCACCUACGUCUCCAUCAACUCGGACAGCGGGCACAUGUAUGCUCUGCGCUCCCUGGACUACGAGCAGAUUCGCAACUUCCAGAUCCAAGUCGUGGCUCAGGACGCCGGGUUCCCUCCUCUUAGCGGGAACGCCACGGUCCACGUCUUCGUGCUGGACCAAAACGACAACGCGCCCUUGGUCGUGGCUCCCAUGCCCCGCAAUGGUUCCGUGGCUGUGGAGGUGGUGCCUCGCUCAGCAGAGCCCGGCUACUUGGUGGGUAAAGUCUCCGCAGUGGACGCCGAUGCGGGACAGAACUCGCGGCUUUCCUACCGGAUAGUCCAGGCUACCGAUGCCAGCCUCUUCAGCGUGGCCCUCUACACGGGUGAAAUACGCACCGUCCGCGCCUUCCUGGCCAAAGACGCCCCGAAGCACCGUCUUCUCGUCCAGGUGCGGGACAACGGACAGCCCCCGCUCUCGGCCUCCGUGGCCCUGUUGCUCUCGGUGGUGGACAGCAUCCCAGAGGUGCUCUCGGACUUCCGCGAGCUUCCUCCGGGAGGCGAGACCGCUUCUUCCAGGCUUACCCUCUAUCUGAUCGCCUCUCUGGGCUCCGUCUCCUUCACUUUCCUGGUGGCCAUCGUUAUCCUCACGCUGGUCAAGUGCCCCAAGGAGCGGCUGACCUUCCCCGACUAUGCCUGCUCGCAAUUGUCUUGUGGCGGGGAGGGCUGCGGCUCCUCUGCCUUCUGCUGCUGCGGCGGCGGUUGCGGCUUGUGUGAGCGCUCGGCCCCAGCCUCAGACCGCUUCAAGAACUCCGGCAGCGUCAACGCCCCGGUCUCUUCGGGUGACUGCGGGGACGUCGGAGCCAGCGCAGGCCCUCCUGCCUAUUGCUAUAAAGUCUGCCUGAGCCCUGGAUCGGCCAAGAGCGACUUCAUGUUCCUGAAGGCUUGCAGUCCCGCCCCUCCGAGGAACAACGAAGCGGGCCCUCAGAACUUGCCGCCCGGUCCCGGCCCGAAAACCCGAGGGGCCAAUAACUCUCGGCAGCUCGCCGACCAGGUAAAACAGGCCAAUGCAGACUGGCUGCCAUCAAAACAACCAAUACUGAAGAGUUCACAGAGCCUAGAGGAUGUAGGAAAAGUUUGGAAAGGAGUUCAGAAAGACCAUGAUAGAUUAUGCACUUUGGUCACUCCAAUGUCUGAACAUAAGAAGACAUCUGGUCCCCCUAACAGCAUCCGGACCCCUCCAUAUGCACCCCUGUAUUUACAACAUAUUUCUCCUCUGGAUUAUCAACACAACGUAUAUAUUCCAGGAACCCCAACAACAUCUACCAAUAAGGACGGCUCUGUAUUUCUGGAGCAGGAGGCUAAAAACAGCUUCUCCACGUUUGGAAAGAGGAAGAAAAUGAUCAAUUAUUCUGAUAAGCAUGACAACAUGGUUAUUAACAACCUGAAAUAAAGUUUCUUUUGUAGACCAGCAGGCAUUGCAAACCAUGCCUAAAUAUUUCUGUGGCGCUGGAGAUCUCUGACUUUAACUCUGUAUGUGAUUGUACAUAAUAUAAGGGGCCAAGAGUUCUUACCUACAAGCUACUUCCCCUGAAAAGACGGCAAAAAAUGAAUGACAGUAAUGUCAAGACAUAGUAAUGACUGUAAUUUAUAAUGCAUGGAUAUGUCUCCAUUGACAAAGGUGAAUGCUAUCUCUUGGAAUUGGAGAAAGGAAAAAAACGAAAGUAAAAUAGAAUGGACAUAACAUAACAUUCCCUCCUCCCCCCUCCCCCCACCCCCCAUUUUAUUUCAGAAUUCUGGUGGCUGCUUUGUGUGGAGAAUGCAACACGACUGGCAAGUUGAAAAAGAACAUAAAUGAAUCACUUGUUUUACACUAUUGAAUAUAAUAAAUGAUUGGGAUUGGGAUUGUCUGAAAUUCAAAGAGGCCAUGGUAUACACCUUUCAAUUUUUAGCAACUUUCCCCCAUUUUGUAGAUGAAGUAAUUCUUUUUAGACUGUGAAUGUUUCAACACUGCCUUUCAUUUUGUUGUGUUGUUAGCACAUUUAGCAAUGUGGAAAAUUAUGGAAAGCUAAAACUAUUUUUUGAAACAUAGAGUUUGUGAGGGUAGAGGUAAUGCUUAGCAGAAAUGCAUCUAUUUAUUUCAUAUAUUUCACCCACUGAUAAAAACAUUUUCUCAUUAUUACAUACACUUGGAUUUAAAACAAAGCAUCAUUUAAAAUGGGCUUUUUAAAGAACUGAACUUUUGAACAAGAAUUGUAAUGUUACAUGCAUGUACAACAGGGGUGGAGCUUUCAGUGCAACCCCAUGGUGUUGCUUUAUCAUUCUGAUAAAAGCAGCAAGCUCCUACAGAGCCCCAUGUUAAAUGCACACACUUCCAAGUUGAAGUAUAGAACAAAUAAUCCUACAACUAAUAAUAUAUGUUAUGCUUUAUUUUGAAUCCAUUAUGCAUUUCCAAUGAAUGUUUUCUAAUGGAAUGAAGUUGGCAAGGAGCCAGUACUAUAUCCCAGUGGUGGGUUGAUCCCAGUUUGCCCCGGUUCAGGUGAACUGGUAGUGGCGGUGGCGGGAGGCUCUGCCCACCUGCCCAGACGUCAUCAAAAAUGAUCUGAAAGUGAUGCGCGCUCACUACCUAUAGCGAACCAGUAGUACCAGGUUUUGAAACCCACUACUGCUAUAGCCCCUAAAGAUAUAUUGUGGAGGGAAAACCCUCCAAGGAGAAUGAAUGUUUUUGAUAUCCUUCCAGACUCUGCUAAGCAAUUUUAGCUAUCUUCUGAAUAGCAAUUCUAUGAGACUGUUAUAUUCUAUUGAAUGGAUGUUAUAUUUUGGACCAAUCUACAGCCAAAUCGUUAUCGCUUUCCUUCUCCCUUCAGCUAAUUUUAAAGGGUUUUGAAUACAAAGCCACCAGUGGUGGGUUGCUCCCGGUUCUGACCGGUUCUAUAGAACCGGUAGUAAAACUCGCGGGAGACUCCGCCCACUGACCCUGAUGUCAUCAGAAGUGAUCUGCACAUGUGCAGAAGCUUCUCACACGUGUGCGCGAUCCCGUUGCAAACCGGUAGUAAAGGUAAGUAGAACCCACUCCUGAAAGCCACUAUUUUUACUAGACACAACUAGACACAAAGGAGAGCUGAAAGGAGAAUAAGAAUUAAUUCUAUUCUAGUGCUCUAAUAUUGGGAAUAAAUUCUAGCCUACUCUUCUGAGGCUGGGCAAGAUGAGUAGGAACGUUUUGGGACAUAUUAUAUGUAUUCACCACCAUUGCAACUAACCCUGAUGAACACCAAAGAGAGAUGAAAUGGCUAUAAAAAUGGUUCUGUCAGAUCACAUUAUCAGUAUUUGCAUAUAUGCACAAUUUUGCCCUAUGGACAAAAUCAAAAGAAACCCACGAGUUUCCAACUUAUUGUAAAACUUGAUGUAGGAUAUAUAAUGGGAGAAAGAGGCUGAUAGAAUUAGAACUUAACACAAUAGAUCUUCAUUAUACUACAUUAUCAGUUUGUUCUUUUCAUAGGCAUUCCAGAUUUAAAUAUUUGAAAUUCUACCCUUAUUUUUCACAAGAUUGGCUUCAGCAACAAAUUAAUUGCAGAUCAGGUCCAUUGGGUGCAUUGGUUUAAUUUGUGUGUAUUUAUGUGUAUGCGUGUGAGUAUUUUUUUUCCCCUUAAAAACAGUCUUUGACCUAUAUGCAUGGAAACAGUCUGCCAGAAUCACAGAAAGAAAAAUUGAUUGCAUUUGAAUUAUAGUUGACUGCUUUUUGAAUAAUACAUGCAGUGCAUGUUUGAUUUAUAGUAAUAAAUUGUUCUUUAAUAAUCCCAAA